Schizosaccharomyces cryophilus OY26 is the source of this 219-nucleotide messenger RNA. RefSeq names its product dolichol-phosphate mannosyltransferase subunit 2. NCBI's taxonomy places the organism in Eukaryota, Fungi, Ascomycota, Schizosaccharomycetes, Schizosaccharomycetales, Schizosaccharomycetaceae. Gene Ontology annotation, biological process: GPI anchor biosynthetic process. The transcript is spliced from 2 exons. Gene Ontology annotation, molecular function: enzyme regulator activity. Bases 1 to 219 code for a protein of 72 amino acids. Gene Ontology annotation, cellular component: endoplasmic reticulum membrane; dolichol-phosphate-mannose synthase complex. The record is from RefSeq and is a predicted model, not a curated record.
AUGUUAAUCUAUCUGUUUACGGCUGCCUUUAUUUAUUAUACUAUAUGGAUUCUAAUAAUGCCCUUUGUUGACGGGAUGAACCCAACCCAGAAGUUCUUCUUAGAUCGUGAAUGGGCUAUCGUUGUACCAGUAUCAUUAAUGCUGUUUGGAAUUUGCCUUGUUGGGACAUUCAUUUCAUUAGUGAUGAUCAAGUCGCAAAGAAAGACUCACAAGACGUAA